Molecule: messenger RNA, 2083 nt
Organism: Brassica napus (rape)
Lineage: Eukaryota; Viridiplantae; Streptophyta; Magnoliopsida; Brassicales; Brassicaceae
Product: cell cycle checkpoint protein RAD17-like
Exons: 10
Coding region: 150-1880 (576 amino acids)
Biological process (GO): DNA damage checkpoint signaling; mitotic DNA replication checkpoint signaling; DNA repair
Molecular function (GO): chromatin binding
Source: RefSeq, a predicted model, not a curated record
UUUAGUAGUGUACUGCGAAAUUCAAUUAAAAAAAAAACAAUUCGAGUAAACACGAUACACCGGGGGGAUGAUGCUACAGCUUCUCCGAGAAGGUUCUUCGAGACUCUAAUCAAAGUUCCGUUCCGUAAAACCCUAGGCGAUUGGGAGGUAUGGGGAGAGGAAAUCAGAUGGUUGAGGAAGAAGAAGAAGAAGAAUCGUAUAACUUGAGGUCAUCGCGGUCUAGUGCCAAGUCGAAAUCGAGGUCCUCGGGUGGUGGUUGCAGAACGAAUCCUAGAGCCUCCAAGAAAGCUCGACUCUCGAGUCACGUAGACAAGAUCAGAUUAUCGUUCGAAGAUUUCGACGAAGCUUUGAGCGGCUUCAAGGCAUCAUCAUCAUCUCCUAGCUAUGAAAGGAUCAAGAAGAAGGCUGGUUUGUGGGUUGACAAAUACAAGCCUCGCACAUUAGAAGAGCUUUCUGUUCACAACAAGAAGGUUGAACAAGUUAAACUUUGGUUUGAGGAAUAUUUGGAUUGCUCCAAGGAUGGUGGUGUUAGGAAUAAUGUUCUACUACUCACCGGUCAAGCUGGAGUCGGCAAAUCCGCUACUGUUCAUUUGGUUGCUUCUAUCCUUGGCGUCACUGUGUAUGAGUGGAACGCUCCUAUUCCUACUCUCUGGCAAGAACAUGUUCAUAACUCAAGUUCUGGACUGAAGUACUCUUCGAAGCUGGAUGAGUUUGAAAACUUCGUUGACACUAGUAGAAAAUACGGAGUGAUUUCUGGGGGAACAAAACCGCAGCGCCUUGUUCUUUUGAUUGAUGACCUUCCUCUAGCCAAUGGGAGGCAUGCUUUUGAACGGCUGCAAAACUGCUUAACGCUCUUGGUGAAAUCAACGCAGAUUCCGACAGUGGUAUUGAUCACGGACUAUGUUAAAGCAGACUCUUCUGACCAGACUGCUCGGACUAUGGAGGACCUUCAGUCAUCUCUUGAACGAGCAGGGGCUUUAAAGGUGGCUUUUAAUCCCAUUACGAAGAACUCAAUUAAGAAGACACUUCAGAGGAUAAGCAGAGAAGAGCAUUGUAAGGUAACGACUGCGGAGGUUGAUCAGAUGGCGAGUGCCAGUGGAGGAGACAUCAGACACGCUAUUACGUCUUUGCAACUCUUCUCUGUUAAGCCACAACUCAAUCAUACAGUGCACAGUGGUUUGGAUAGUGGAAUAUCUUCCUGUUUCGGUAGAGAUGAGACACUUUCCUUGUUUCACGCCCUGGGAAAAUUUCUCCACAACAAAAGAGAGACUCCUGAUAAUGUUAUUAUAUCAGAUUGCAGUGACUAUCUUGUGCAUAACGAGUUUGCAAGGUUACCACUGAAGAUGGAUGCGCCAGAGAAGGUUCUUAGCCAAGCUCAUGGACAGGCAGGCCGGGUUGUCGAUUUUCUUCAUGAAAAUGUGUUAGAUUUCGUGAGUGACGAAGCCAUAGAAGAUGCAUGGUGCGUGUCUUCGUAUUUAGCGGAUGCUGAUCUCCUUCUCGCAGCUUUAAGAGGAAAAAUGAGUGUACAUAACAACAAAACAGAGGACGUUCUACAAUCUCUCGGUGCCUCAGUGGCUGUUCGCGGUGUGUUGUAUGGAAACAAGCAGCCAUGGUCAUCCAGAUGGCACGUGAUUCGCAAGCCAAAACUCUGGCAAGUGGAACAAUCCUCAAUACAAACCAAGAAGAAUCUGAGAGAGCAGAGGAACAUAGGAUAUGAGGGGUCAAGAAUGGCAGAUAUGUCGGUGAUGGCUACAGAGUACAGCCCUGCGCUGAAAUGGCUAAGCUACAGGGCGUCUGCAGAUGUGUUUUCAGAAAUGGAGGAAGAGACGGAUGAAGAUAAGAGUGAAGUUUCUGAAGAUGAUGAAAUACAAGACUGGUGACAUUUGCCAUAUCAAGGAAAUUGUUCUCUGCUUACUUCUAAAUAGGAAAUUGACAGCAACGUUUAUCCUCGGUUUAACAGUUUAGUUUUGACAAACUAAUUCGAUUUGACUUAAGAUCAGUAAGUCAUCGCUUUAUGCGCCUUGAUGCUUAGUAAGAAGAAAGAAUUUGCUCAAUAUACACAAUGGAGAUCAAACUGGGUUUA